This is a messenger RNA of Temnothorax curvispinosus, 2621 nucleotides long. RefSeq names its product U8-agatoxin-Ao1a-like. The transcript has 3 exons. Gene Ontology annotation, molecular function: ion channel inhibitor activity. Lineage: Eukaryota; Metazoa; Arthropoda; Insecta; Hymenoptera; Formicidae. Bases 173 to 502 code for a protein of 109 amino acids. The record is from RefSeq and is a predicted model, not a curated record. Gene Ontology annotation, cellular component: extracellular region.
UGGAACCCUCACUCGCACCCCAGUACUCGGUGGUGAGCCCGAGGGUGAGAUUCCUUCCCGAACGAAGGACGAGCGGGAGCUGCGGCACAGAGGGAGAGAGACUUUGCGUUUCAUCUCUACCGAAUUUUUCGUGAACGCAAACUGUGAGCCGAGCGGGCGCAGGUCGUGAGACAUGAGGUCUUCGUUGCUAUGGUUGUCUCUUCUGUUGGUCGUCCUGGCCGCUAGGAGCUUCGCCAAUCCUUACUUCGACGAUGCUGAAGAUGCAGAUGAUCUUCAAGGUGGCGAUACCUCGGAUUAUACGGACAACGCUUUGGAAAAUCUGAUACGAGUUGCACAAAAACGUGCCUCGUCGAUAAACUUGUUUAGGCGGGCUUGCAUAAGGCGUGGCGGCGAUUGUUAUCACCGACGGAAGGACUGCUGCAACAGCUCUAGCUGCCGCUGCAAUCUCUGGGGUUCUAAUUGCCAAUGUCAACGGAUGGGUCUCUUUCAAAAGUGGGGCUAAACGAUAUCCUCCCUCUCCUCUUGCCCUAAAUCUUCCUAUACUUAUGCGUCUUAUUUCCUAUACGUUUUUUUCUUCUUUUUCUUUUUACUAUCCUCCCUCUUCUCCCUUCCCCUCUCUCUCCCCUUCCCCUUCUCUCGCAAUCAUCUCACUUCUUUGAAAGACUGUACUGACUUCCAACGACGGACUAUAUCCCUGACUGUAUUCCCCCCUCGAGCACAUUCGGACGUUCUUCGUUCCUCCCGUAAAAUUUAACCUACUCGAUGUAUCUGGUCCCGUGGGGACGACCCUAAUAUUUCUUCAAGUCUUGCGAUUUAUCUUUUUGAUUAAAACAAAGGCCUCAAUGAUACGCGUUGACAUCUUUUUUUUUUUCGUGUGUUUCUUAGAUCUUUUUAAUAGAGAGCGAGAGACAGAAAGAGAAAUAGAGAAAGAAAUGAGUGAUUUUUUUGACAUCAUGCUUGUGAUAUCAUGAUUGGCAAUAGCUUGCAAAAUGUUAUACGCUCUCGGAAACUGUUUACAUUCUUCUACGAUAUCCAUAAGUCCAGUCUCUCAAUACAACUUUUUAUGACUACCUCUUUCGCGAUAUUCAAUGCUCGGGAUCAACUGCGUUGACUAAUCGAUGUGCUUUAACGAUCCCCUGUUUCUUUCUAGAUCGUAACUCUGAUUAUAAUGUAGGUAAUGCAAAAAGAAAAAAAUAAUUAAUUUGCAAUGGUCAACUUUAGUGCAAUCGAUUCUUAUCGAGAUUCUUAUCAAAAAUCACAUCUACGUACGUGCGCAUAUGUGCACAUCACAAAAUUUUUGCAAGCGUUAUUAAACUAAAACAGAGUGGCGUUUUUUAUCCAGUAUGUUUAUUUUUAUCUGAAAAAUAUAUUUUAUUUUUUUAUUUUUCUUCGAUACCCUUCGAUACCCUAAACCCCUCCUUGGAUUUUCUGCCGUUUCAACUUCAUCAAUGAAGGUUGUCGUCGAGUUGGAGUCAGAAAUGGCGAAUACACUACGGCGAAUGCACCCUGCAGACAUUCAGAGGACCUUGACUCACAUUAAUUGAUUGUUCAUCGGAACUUCUGGAUAAAGCGUGCAAGGAAUAAAGAUAUAUUGUAACUAUUAUUUCAAGUCCUGCUUAGCAAAAUAAAUUUUAAACAGUGUUCAAUAAAAUUGCUAAGUAACUGCAAAGUACAAUAAGUUUUCUUUCUUAAACACGAAUUUCUUUAUUUUCAAUAUUCUACAAUAAAUUCGGACUUCUACUUAAAAUAUGUAUAUGUAUAAAUGCAGUAAAAUGGAAAAUUACAUUCAUUUCACGGCAAUCUUUCUUGAAAAUUUUCCAUUCACUUUUUAAAUCAAAGUAUUAUAUGUCAAAAAUUGUAUGUGGAAGUCAAUACGUUAUAUUUUAUAUAUUAAUGAAUGUUUCAAAUAUAAUUAGUUACUCCUUUCAGCGACUCUAUCGGACCUUCGAAAAUUAAAUUACAGAAGAUUUAUAGUUUUAUUUUCGUUAACAAUAAAAAAACAUGGAAAAUCUCGAUGAUAUAUCUAUUACACGGAAUGUGACUCUUUCGAAUCAAACUGGCAAUGAGUUAGAAUCAAUUCUCGUGUUUUCGGGAUUUCACAGUCCUCCUGGACAGAUAAAAAAUUGGAAAACAUUAGCGAAAAGAUGCCCGAUAAAUUGUGGGAAUUACUACCUUCUGAUUGGAGAUAUCUCUCCGGCCACUUUCGCCAAUCAGAUCGUCGGUAUUUCUUAACUUAUUACAAAGUUAUUCUGUCGAGGAUGAUUGCGAAUAAUCGAUAGGCUAAUUAAAAUUGGUGUAACGACAGAUUUUUUGCAACCAAAUACGGAUACGGAUCGAGAGAAAUGGAAUUAUUGUAUAGCCAUGAGCAGAGAUUGAUAAUUAAUAUGUAUCUAAAACGGCGGCGAUUUAUCUAAAAGCGUACCUUGAUGGUACGUACCUAUAGAUAUGAAUGAUGUGCAAUUCACAUUUUUCUCAUACCGCAUCUUAAACUUUAAACGUAUUACCUAAUACAUGUAUGAUUAUAAAGGAAAUACUAUAAUAAUAUAUGUUUAUGCAUUGUAUUUCAAGGUGGAUGUACACGUAUCGAUAUAUCAUGGAAAUAUAUAUAUAUUAAAUAUGUA